Sipha flava (yellow sugarcane aphid) is the source of this 1659-nucleotide messenger RNA. RefSeq lists its product as uncharacterized. The record is from RefSeq and is a predicted model, not a curated record. The transcript has a single exon. Bases 1 to 1659 code for a protein of 552 amino acids. NCBI's taxonomy places the organism in Eukaryota, Metazoa, Arthropoda, Insecta, Hemiptera, Aphididae.
AUGGGUCUAGACGAGACUCAAGCAAAGGUAUUAGUUGAUCUGAAAAGAAAACGAGGAGUUGUAAAGGGUUCUUUAACUCGCGUUCGCACUUUUAUAAGUAAAUUUGAUCCACGAAAUGAUGCUAUUACACUGUUGGAGUUCAGACAAGAAGAACUACCACAAAUUACCAAAAAGUUUGACAAGAUACAAUGUGAGAUUGAGCUGAUCGACUUAGACAAUCCGGAGGAGGCGGAGGCUGAGAGAGAAUCCUUUGAAAAAGAAUACUAUUCCAUACGGUCAGAAAUGCAAGAAAUAAUUAAUUUGGAGAAGAGUCAUAAUUCGUCAAUGCAAAAUGCUUCAAUCAGCGCUACCAUUCAACCACCACGUGCACUUUUGGCUCCAAUUUCUCUUCCUAAGUUUAAUGGAAACAUUCUAGAGUGGGAAUCCUUUUUUGACUGUUUUAAGGUUUUGGUGCACCACGAGGACACGUACUCUGCAGCUCAAAAAUUCUCAUAUCUUCGAUCAGUUUUAAGUGGACAAGCUCUUGAUGUAGUAAAGGGCAUUCCAAUGACCGAAACAAAUUAUAACGUAGCAAUAAAAAAACUUUUGCAUCGUUACGACAACAAAAGCUUAAUCAUUCAGUCACACAUAAGGAGUAUACUUGAUGUGCCACCUGUGAAACCAGGUUCGUCAAAAGAUUUGCAAGAAUUGCAUUCACUUGUUACCAAUCAUGUCGCAGUACUUGAAGCCUUAGGACAACCGGUAGAGCACUGGGAUGCGUGGCUAAUAACUAUAAUUCUUCGAAAAUUAGACAUAUCAACAAUACAUCAGUGGCAAUUGCGGCAUGCCAAUACUGAGUUACCAAAAUUUAUCGAAAUAGAAAAAUUUUUAGCCGGACGGUGUGUAGCCUUUGAAAGCACGGAACCAUGGUUUAGUACUACAGAGGACAAUGAUCUGAAGACAGCUUCAAAAACAACGAACUUAAAAAAAACAAAUUUGACUCAAUAUUCAAAGAAAUCCUUAUUAGCGGCAAAGGAUUUGUCAGAGGACAAAUGCGUUUGUUGUUCGGAUGUACAUAAGUUGUUUAUGUGCACUAAGUUUAAAGAAAUGCCAGUGAAUAAACGUGUGACGCUAGUCCGUGAAACAAGGCUCUGCUUCAACUGCUUUUCUUCGUUCCAUAUGGCUGAUAAAUGCAAAUCAAAGUAUUCUUGUCUGAAGUGCAAUCGCAAGCACAACACAUUGCUCCAUUAUGAAACACAAUUCGAUACAUCUGAAAGUAAAUCCAUCAGUGAUAUAAAUCAUGGGAAGAAUCCCCAAUCUACAGCUAGUUGUUCCAGUACAUCAUUAAUAGCUCAUAAUUCGAACGGACAUGUGUUUUUACCAACAGUUAUCGUCUCAGUCUCUGACAGCCACGGCACGGAGAGAAAGUGCCGAGCAAUCUUAGACAGUGGGUCGCAGAUAAAUUUCGUAUCUAAAAGGCUUGCAAACAUGUUGCAACUUCCUCGUCAAAAAGUGAGCUUGCCGGUAAGUGGGAUUGGAGCUAACCAGGUGCAGUCCGUAUCAAGCAUUUCAAUUAAGAUUAAGUCUCGGGUGAAUCAGUUUGAAAUUGAAUUGGUUUGCCACGUUCUGCCUGUGAUAAUAAAAAAUAUGCCCUGUUGCUCAAUUCCAAUGGAGGGUUGA